AUCUUUUCAAUCAUUAUUAUAGGGUUAAUUCUAAUAACAAUCACCAGAAUUGUAAUAAUUUUAGCUUCAGUACUUUCAAAAAAAGCUCUUACAGAUCGAGAAAAAUGUUCUCCAUUUGAAUGUGGGUUUGAUCCAAAGUCAUCUUCACGCCUACCUUUUUCACUUCGAUUCUUCCUAAUCACUAUUAUUUUUCUAAUUUUCGAUGUAGAAAUUGCUCUUAUUUUACCUAUAGUUCUAAUUAUCUCUACUUCAGACAUCUUCAUAUGAACAAUUACCUCAAUUAUUUUCAUUAUUAUUCUAAUUAUUGGAUUAUAUCAUGAAUGAAAUCAAGGAAUAUUAAACUGAUCAAACUAG
This is a messenger RNA of Zeugodacus cucurbitae (melon fly), 354 nucleotides long. The record is from the annotation of a RefSeq genome assembly. Lineage: Eukaryota; Metazoa; Arthropoda; Insecta; Diptera; Tephritidae.